AUGGGCCGCCCGCCUGCAUACAUAUUCAUCGUCAGGCAUGGAAACCGACUCGAUGCUGCCGACAAAUUAUGGCAUCUCUCCUCGCCCACCCCAUUCGACCCGCCCUUGACGUAUGGAGGUUGGGCACAGUCGAGAACGAUCGGCCAGCGCAUCGGAAAUAUUCUGCGAGAGAACGACCCUGCUGAACCUCGCUCUGUACCAAACAGCCCCGCCGUGGCCUCAGCCCCAAACAGCCCUGCCAUUUCCGGCGACGCCCCUCCUCCAGCCAAGAAACGCCGUUACAACGUCGUCAUACACAGCUCGCCAUUUCUGCGAUGCAUUCAGACGUCCAUUGCCAUUGCAGCAGGCCUCGCCACUGAUCCACGGCCUCUGGAGUCCUCCCCAAGCAGCCCAGAGCCUCUAUCACCCCUACCACAGCAGCUUGCGGUCCAAAAUACUACCGCAGUGUCGUCCGAUAUCACCCACCCGAAAGAGACGACCCCCAAAAUAAAGAAGACCCUCAUGCGCCUUGAUGCCUUCCUGGGCGAGUGGCUGUCGCCUGGAUACUUUGAGCUCAUUACCCCACCGCCCAGCUCGCACUUGAUGGUGGCCAGAGCAAAGGCCGACCUUCUACGCCGAGAAGACUACUCAAGCUUCAAAUACACUCCUGGACACACGUACUCCCAUUCCACCAGCCAGCUAUGGGGUGGAGGUGCGCCUCUCAGCCUUUGGGCAUCUCGCCUGGAUGAGAACGAAGACGCGUCGACGUUCAGCCCACGGCCAGUAUCCCCGACAAUUCAAAACCUCGCAGCUGACAGCUUGUCCUUGCCUAAGAAUGGAGGCCCUCCGAGUCCGCGCUGGUCGGGCGGCCGUGGGGGGGCUGGAAAUGGCACGCGUCCUAAUCCCGGUGGCUACGUGGCACCAGUCCCCCAGUUUGCCCUGUCUUCCAAAACACAGGCACCAGUUGACUACGUUGCACACGCCCGAGAUGCCUGCGUGGAGUUAGACUACCAGUGGGACUCGAUGCGAGCGCCGCUCGACUGGGGCGACGGCGGCGAGUUUGGAGAGGAAUGGCCUGCGAUGCACCGCCGGUUCCGCAAGGGCCUGCAGCAUCUGGUGGAUUGGUACACGACCAGCGACGAUCCUACGGAGCCCGUGACGAAGCUGGUCCAUUUCAAAGCACCCUCUUCGCCGACUGGCGGACAAUCGAUGGAUUGCGCAAUUGAGGACGACAGCAUGACGGUCGACAGUGAUGACGAUGACUACAUCGAGGAGUCCGUCGUCAUCCUCGUGUCCCAUGGAGCCGGGUGCAACGCGCUGAUUGGGGCUAUCACUCAGCACCCGGUUCUGAUGGAUGUGGGCCUGUCGUCGCUGACAGCAGCUGCGCGAAAACCGGGCAUGGACACAGCACCGACACAAGUAAGCCGCUCAGCUGGCAAGGCCGGCAGCAGAGGCGGAUCGGCCAUGGGCACAGACCUCCUGCACAAUGCCAACGGCGUCGUUCCCCUCAACCAGUACUACGAUAUGAAGCUUUUUGCUAGCACUGAGCACCUGCGGUCGUCAAACUCAUCGCCAUCUGUGUCUCGAUCGGGCAGCAUCGCCGGCGUCUUGGGUGGCACGCGUGCCCGCCACUCAAACUCGCUCUCAUCUGCCCUUUCUGGCGUCGGCUUUGGGGAGAACAGCUUCGCCGCCCAUAGGAGCAUUUCGGCAGGCUCGUCUUACGGGACCGGACGGCGGCCGUCGGGCACCGCGACUCGCCCGACGUGGAUGUCCACCAUCACCACCACACCUCGCAGCAGCGGCAGCUGUGGUGGAAUCACUGUCGGCAGCGGAGCUACGAGCUUUUCGUCACCAGUCACCUCCAGUCCCUUAAGUCGCGCUACUAGGCCGUCAAUUGGUCUGUGGUCACCCGCAAGCGUGAAAAGCUAUGACAACGAUGGGGCCAUGGACGAGGAUAUGGAGAUCCUACUCAGCUUUGGCCCGGAAAGUGUUUCGGAGCAGCAGGGGGGAGUCAAGGAGGAGAAAAAGGAGCAACAAAAGCUGUCAGUGCCUGCCACAGUUGCAAAUGGCCAGACUGAGAAAUGUGCCGCCUCCUUGUCCACGGCUGUCACGACACAGAACGGAGGGAACAUUAAGAACGGUGCGUCGAAUGGCAAACAGCUGGAGGCCUCAGCCUCAUCCAUGGCAGACUUUUCUUCACUAGGCCCAGCUGCCAUUGGGGGGCUAUGGUCAACGCAGCCAAAAUCGGCUGUAGAUCUAGAACCAGUGCACGGCAUGGCGUCGACGAAACGGCGAUGGGCGGGAUCUCAGCUUUCUCUUUUGUGA
This is a messenger RNA of Grosmannia clavigera kw1407, 2304 nucleotides long. Its product is annotated as phosphoglycerate mutase family protein. The record is from RefSeq and is a predicted model, not a curated record. The coding region runs from base 1 to 2304 and encodes 767 amino acids. NCBI's taxonomy places the organism in Eukaryota, Fungi, Ascomycota, Sordariomycetes, Ophiostomatales, Ophiostomataceae. The transcript has 3 exons.